GAUGCGCGACUUAUUUGGAGACGCCGGCGAACUCAACAAGCGAAUCGCCGGGAUUGUGAGGCGGCUUUGACCUGCCUGACAUCGAAAGCGCAUCUCGAAACUCGAAAAGCAGGCCUCCGCGCCCGGAUUCUGGAACGACCCUCGCGCUGCUCAUCCUGUGAUGAGCGAGCUUUCGUCGCUAAGACGGACCUCGGAACCUGGAAUGACCUGACGAUCCGUCUCGGGACCGACCUCGUCGAACUGGCCGAGAUCGCCAUGGAUGAGUCGGACGACUCGAUGGGCGAUCAAUUGACCGCCGAGUUGGACGAGAUCACGGCCAUCACGGCGGACGAGGAGUUCAAACUACAGCUUAACGGCGAGCACGACGCCCGCCCGGCGAUUAUUUCGAUCAAACAGGGCGCAGGCGGCGUCGACGCGCAGGAUUGGGCCGAGAUCCUGUUUCGCAUGUACCUGCGUUGGGCCGAACGCCGCGGAUUCAAGGCGGACGUGCUCGAUCUGACCGCGGGUGACGAAGCCGGCAUAAAGAGCGCGGCGGUCAAGGUGGACGGCAGCCACGCGUACGGCUACCUGAGGUCGGAGCGGGGCGUUCACAGGCUGGUGAGGCUUUCGCCGUUCGACGCGGACCAUCUUCGCCACACGAGUUUCGCGCUCGUCGAGGUGCUUCCCGAACCGGAUGCGCACGAAGAACUGACGAUUAACCCUGACGAUCUGAAAAUCGACACCUUUCGCGCCAGCGGCCACGGCGGCCAGAAUGUACAGAAGAACUCUUCGGCCGUCAGAAUGACCCAUCUGCCUUCGGGGUUCGUUGUAUCGGUGCAAAACGAGCGGUCAUUGAGGCAGAACAAGGAUAUCGCCAUGCGUAUCCUGCACGCUAAAUUGGUGGACCUGGAGAUGCAAAAACGGGCGGAAGAACAAGCCCGGCUGCGGGGAGAUCACGUAUCACCUGAGUGGGGAAGGCAGGUAAGGAGCUACGUCCUGCACCCGUAUCAGAUGGUCAAGGACCACCGGUCCGCCUACCAGACUUCGAACGCCCAGAAUGUUCUGGAUGGGGAUCUGGAUGAUCUGAUCAAGGCCAGCCUGAACGCCCAGGUAAAAGGGCCCGGCAGCCAGGGAGCAAUAGUCAUAAAAACCGACAGGCAGUUGCUGCCGUAUCCGCGAAACAGAUGA
Geodia barretti is the source of this 1167-nucleotide messenger RNA. NCBI's taxonomy places the organism in Eukaryota, Metazoa, Porifera, Demospongiae, Tetractinellida, Geodiidae. The record is from the annotation of a GenBank genome assembly.